This is a messenger RNA of Prorocentrum cordatum, 4591 nucleotides long. The record is from the annotation of a GenBank genome assembly. Lineage: Eukaryota; Dinophyceae; Prorocentrales; Prorocentraceae.
CAGCUACGUGGUGUGUGACGGGUGCAGCAGAUGGCGCUACUGCAAGAACAUCACCAGCAGGGGCGACCUCUGCAUCUGCGGCAAGAAUCUCGCCUGCCUCGUCCCUGACGGGCACGUCUUCCGUGACGAGGAUGGAGGCCAACGCCAGCCACCACCUCACGACAAGACCGCCGAUCUCAAGGCCGCAGCUGCAGCAGCAUACGGCAAGCUCAGCAAGGACGACCCGCUCAAGCAGCACUACGAGGCCCUCUGGCCAGAGCUCGCCGCAGCCAAGCCACCAGCAGAUCAACCAGUCGUUGGAUUCAAGGCAGUGGAGGCAGCAGCUCGACGCUUGGACAAACUCCAGAAGAAGGUACGAUCGGCAGGGGAGCAAGUGGAGAGUGCCCAGCAGUACUUGGCUGAGAGUGAACGCAAGCUUCGUGAAGCUAUGGAAGCAUCCAUUGCAGCAGAAGAUGAGUUCGACAAGCUCAAGGCCACAGUCGGCAAGCAAGAGGUACCAGCCGAACCCGCAGCCGAGAAGCCAACGCUGGCAGCCCUCCUGGAGCAGUUCGAGCACGAGCCUGACGACUUCCACAAGUGGUCCGAGCCAGACAAGGAGGUCUGGCGAGCUGCAAAGGCCAAGGGUGAGCGCAUGGCCCAGACGGUCAAGGAGCACGAGGAGGAGACGGCGAAGCACCUGCGACUUCUGGAGGAAGAGACGGCCAGGCACCAGGAGCAGCUGCGCCAGCUCGAGCAGGCAAGCGUGUCUGCGCUGCCAGCCCAGCCCCUCAGCGAGGAGCCACCACGGGCGCUGAGGCAGCAGGGUCAGCUGCUGCGGCUGCGCCUAACGGCGCCGCGGCAGCUGCCCUACCAGAAGCAGGUGCAGCAGAACAUGACAAAGCAGAGGAACGCCGAGCUAGAGUGGAGGCCCACAUCCAGGAGGCGCGAGAGAAGGUCUCGCAGGCCAGGCGCGCCGAGACAGUCGUCGACGCAGAAGGGCAAGGUGACCACUCAGCAGGGUAGCCGCCCCAAGGCGAGCACGAAGAAGGCUCGCCGCCCUUACCACAUCGACUUCUUCAAUGUCACGACCUGGGGCCCCCAGGCACAGGGCUACCUCGUGGAGAUCAACGACGCCAAGGACAGGGACAUCAUCGGCAUCGCGGAGCACCACCUCCGCCAGCCUGCGCAGAUAGGCAAGGCAAGAGCGGCGCUCAGGAGGAAAGGCAUGCACAGCUACUGGACCAAGGCACGGCCAGGAGAAGGAGAAGGCACUCGUGGAGGAACGUGUGCCAUAACGCGAGGAUCCUUGGACGUCCAGGACAGGAUCGCGGGCUUCGACGAGCACUACCUGCACGAGGACGGCAGCGACGUCGCGGUGGUGAUCUCCAACCUGCACAAGGUCCGCUUCGCAGUGGCCUUCGUCUACCUCGAGUGUGGGACGGGCUUCGGAGAGAGGAACGUCGACAUCCUCUGCGACCUGCGGGAAAAGAUGGCCGUCUGGGGAGGGCCAUGGGCAGCGCUGGGGGAUUUCAACAUGACGCCGUCGGAGCUCAACAACAGCAUCUGGCCCAGGGUGCUGAAUGCUCAAGUAGCAGCGGCGGAGGAUGGCGCCCCCACGUGCUUCCCAGCAGGAGGCGAAGCCAGGUGCAUCGAUUUCGCGCUGAUCUCGCAGGGCCUGGCGCCGUAUUUUGACCAGCUAGAGCUGCUCAGGACCGUGCCGUGGAAGCCGCACAUUGGCAUCCGCUUGAAGCUGAGAGGGCGGCCUCUAAAGCUCAAGGGCAGGGUGCUUCGCAGGCCAGCAGCCAUAAAGCCACCAGUCGCAGUUGAGAGAAUGCCGAAGUCCAGAGCCGCUUGCAGGCGAGCGGCGCGAGGAGGCCAGGAGGCCAUGCGCCGACGUCAGCCAGCGUUGGCAGAGGCAGGAUGCGACCGGGAGGGAAACGACAUGGAGCCAGUGCCGCAGCUGUACUACGACAAGGAGGUCCAGCACGUCAUCCCUGACGAGCUGUGGCAGGCCACCUCCGAGAGGGUCAGCUUGCGUGUCUACGAUGAGUUGCCCCAGCACUUGCAGCGCACUGUCGUCGGCAAGAUGAUGGAGCGGGACAUGCUGGAUCUGGGGCAACAGUACGACCGCUUCGCUAGCGCACUCGAGCUCAGCCUGUGCGAGAGCAUCGGCAUCCCAGAGGAAGAUCGAGGGCGCAACACCAUGGACAUCCAAGAUCACGACCCCUUCGAAGAUGAGGAGGAGUACUUGGAGUACCGCCAGGAGAUCGCAGACCAGGAUAACAGCGGUGGGCACCACCAAUGCAUCGAGGGGCAGCAGGCCAGCCUCGAGUCCAGCCAGACCGCUCGCCGUCGAGCAGCUGGACCUGACUCUCACCCACCAGCAGGACGCAGCACCAUGGACGACCAAGACCACGACCCCUUCGAGGAAGAGGAGGACCGCUUCCAGAACCGCCAGGAGACCGCAGACCAGGAGGACUGCGAUGGGUACCACCAGCGUAUCGAGGGGCAGCUGGAUGGCAAUGGCCACGGCCAGAGUCAGAACCAAGCGCCGCCAAGCCCAGAGGCAGAUGAGCAACGAGAUAUGGGCCUGCCCCCUACAGACCCCUGGAAUGAUGACCAACACCAGCGGGAGCGGGAAGACUACGUGGCCAUGAGAGACGACCUGGAGUACUGGGCGGCCAUCUGGAUGGAUAACUUGGUGCAGCUCCCCACGGACAACAGCAACUGGAUGCAGAUCUGCGUGCCGUUCCUGGAGACCAUCCUGGGGGGCGGAGGCAACAAUGGCAUGGUGAGACUGCUCAGACGUUGGUACCAGCAGGCCGGCCUCAGCCACAUCAUCAGGGACCUCUGCGAGCGAGCAUGGAGACAUGCAGAACCACGACGCCGAGGCUUUCUCCAAGGCAGGCUGAACGAUGAAGGUGCAGCCAAGGACCAGCAGCAGGCCCUCCUCGCAGACCUGCACGCCAUAGCAGAGGGCGCCCUCGUGGACCCAGGGACGAUCAGCAGGGUAGCAGAGGAGGUAAAGAGCAUGGCCAAGCUACUCACAAAGGCGGUGAAGAAGGCGUACACCCACUGGGUGCAUGACGCCACGGCUGGCAGUGCGAAGAUGGCCCACGCCUACACCAAAGCAGCAGAGCGCAGCCAUCUGGAGGACAUCCUAGAGCACGAGGGCCAGAUCAUCAACCACCCGCAGCAGCUGGUGGACCUGCGCAAAGAAGCAUGGCAACGCAGGUGGACACGAGAUGCGCAUAAGGCUGAGAGGAUCCAAGAGGCGCUGGCCAAGCUGAGGCAGGCUGCCCUGGCCCAAGAGAAUGCCCUCGAGCCCAUCAGCAAGGACAUCAUAGGCUCCAUCAUACAGCACCUGAAGAGCAAUGCAGGCCAAGGAGCGGACUGGUGGAGGGCUCCAGAGCUCAAGGCCAUGGGAGCCCAGGGGCUGGAAGAUUUCGUGCAGUGCCUGACCAGCUGUGAGCAACGGGCAGCCUGGCCGUGGCAAUUCUACCUGGUGCUGGAGCUGCUGCUGGGUAAGAAGCCAGGGAUCGGGGGGCUUAUGAGGGCAGAAGCCGCCACGGAGAUGGGCUUUCAUGCAGCAGGAGUGUUCUACGACGCGGCAAACUUCUACGACAACAUAGGCCUCGACCAGCUGAUCGAGAAGGCCAGUGCCCUCCAGUACCCGUUGCUGCCGCUGGCAAUGGCCGUGCAGAUGUACCUUGCGCCCAGGGCCAUCAUGGCCCACGGCCUCUUCUCGGACAUCUUUGAGCCUGCCAACAGCAUGGUAGCAGGCUGUGGCCAAGCGGUAGACCUCACCAGACCGCUCUUGUAUGGUAUCCUGGAUGCAGCGCACAGGCACCAUAUCUUCGUCGUCAUGCAGCAGUACCUGGACGACUUGGCCCUGCAGGUGGAGGGCGCGCGGCGGCAGGUCAUUGACCAGAUCAAGCACGUGACGGCGCUGGUGCACGAUGGUUUCAAGCAGCUCGCGAUCCCCAUCUCAGUCAAGACGGCAGUGGUGGCCUCGGACAAGGACCUCCAGGCAGAAGUCGCCAGCAUCCUGGACAGCCUGGGCACCCCCAACAAGCAACCAGGGGUAGUGCGCGACCUCGGCGUGGACACCAGCCUUGGGAAGCAACUGCGGCGACCCACCCAUGCCGCGCGCCAGGCCAAGGCCAAGCAGAGGGUGGCCAAGCUCAGGGACCUGGCGAAGACGGACGCCAGAGGCGCGGCAAAGGUCUAUGCAGCAGGUGCCUACUGCCAGCAGGCUUGGGACUUACCAGCGCACGGCAUCACGCCCACGGAGGCGAAGUUGGUCAGGGCAACGGAGGCAGCGCUCCUCACAGGCGGACACAAGGCUGGACGCUGCACGUCCACCAUCCUCCUGAUCCAGAGGGGUAUGCAAGAGGCAGUAACCCGAGCCAUCGGCGACCAGAUCAAGCAGUUCUGGCUCACCGUAGUCGACCACCCGACGGAGCUCAAGAGGUACCAGAGGGGCUGGCUCCUGCUCUACGCCAAGUCCAGCAGAGCGCGCAGCAGCAGCUCUGGCAGCAGGCAGCUGGUCAUCGCAGUGGAGAAGGACUUCAGGCUGGAGGCGACCUCUAUCAGCUGCAGCGCCACCUGA